UUAAUCAUUGAACAUAAAUUAUCUCUCCUUAAACUUUUCUCUCAAAAAAUUUUAAUCAAAUGUAUCAGCUGACGUUACCCUUGUGACUUUUGCGUCACAACAUUACAACUGAUGUCCAAAAAUCCAUUUGUGCUUUUGUGUUCUUUAGUGAUUUGAAGCCUUAACGACUACUUUUCUUUGCAAUAGGAAUAUUUUAAGUGUUAAGUUUUAGAAUUUUCGUAGUGAAACUUGCAGUUCACAUCUUUAUUAGCUGCUUUUUUCAUUCACAAGUUGUGGAUAUCCUCACCGAGUUGCAUGUGUGUGAACUAGCAUAGUGGACUAUUUUGUGUAUUUAAGAAAAAUAUUGAGAUUAAGAUGAAAUUGAUACCGUCUGUAGUCCUUUGCUUCGUACUUUUCGCAUCCGGUGUGCUUUCAAUUUCUGGGACAGAUGAAGGAGAGAAAGAUGAGCCCACAACUUCUUCUGUAGUUCCCACAACGACGCCCGAUGUCCCCACAACGACGCCCGAUGUCCCCACAACGACGCCUGAUGUCCCCACAACGACGCCCGAUGUCCCCACGACGACGCCCGAUGUCCCCACGACGACGCCCGAUGUCCCCACGACGACGCCCGAUGUCCCCACGUCGACGCCCGAUGUCCCCACGACGACGCCUGAUGUUCCCACAACAACGUCUGAAGCGCCUACAACAUCAGCACCAAAACCUCCACCAACAUCCAAAGGAUCUUGGAAUGUUACUGAGGGAAAUGUAACUUGUAUUAAAGCGGAACUUGAAGUUUUGUUCAAAAUUAAUAUUAAUGGAGAGGAAAAUUACAUUGCUUUAUCUCCCAAUGCAACUUCUGCAGGCAACUGCAUGGUCACAAACAAUACUCAGGCAUUGACUUUGUCUGAACCUGGUUCUUUGACUAUACUCCCAGUGUAUGAACUUACAUUUGUUUUUGAAAAGGAUUCUGGUAAAGCCGCUGUCAGUAAUAUUAGUUUGACCUACAACUUGCCUGAACAUGGAGAUACCGCUCGUAGUGAUGAGAAAUUAUUUUCUGUGUCACUUGGUAAUUCUUAUCUAUGCAAAUCCACAGAUGAUGUUAAACUUGCCCCAAAUGUUACAAUGGAAAUUAAAUACAUCCACAUUCAAGCUUUUAGAGAGGAUCAUGAGGAUAAGUUUGGUUCUGCUGAAUCAUGCAAGGCAGAUGACAAAGUUGGAGAUGCUGUGCCCAUUGCUGUAGGCUGUGCCUUGGUUGCUCUGAUUGUUAUUGUUUUAAUCGCUUAUCUUGUGGGACGCCGAAGAAGUCGCCAAAGAGGAUACCAAUCGGUCUGAGUGUGCUAGGAUUUUGUUAGACUAAAAUCUUUCAACUUUCAUGUUAUUUUAUGCCAAGCACAACUUGGAUGUGUGAUGCCCGACACGGGAGUGCUGAUGUGAUCAGAAAGUUUGGACUAUUUUCACAGAAAAUGACUCCGUGCAUAGCGUCUAUUUUCAGCAUAAAACUUGCGUGUAAAAAUUUGUAGGGACCAGGCCCUUUCUUCUAGAUUUUUUUUUUUUUUUUUGGAAGCGAUCUGAAAGAAUUCCUGUACUUGAAAUUCUGAUAUUUUGAUUACAGUCCAAUGUUUUAAAUCUUUUUACAAAAACUAAUAAAUUCUUAAGUUUUAGGCUUUUAAUAUUUGAAUUUUGCCAAAGUUUCUUUUUAUUCAAAUAUUGUUUUCAAGUUUUGUAAAUGUAACAUUUCUGUCAUUGAACUUUAGUGUGUUGUACAUUUUAAUUCAUAAAAUGUAUGUAUGCCUUAAAUAAAAUCCAUAUCUUAA
Messenger RNA from Uloborus diversus, 1793 nucleotides. RefSeq names its product lysosome-associated membrane glycoprotein 2-like. The coding region runs from base 355 to 1311 and encodes 318 amino acids. The transcript has 5 exons. The record is from RefSeq and is a predicted model, not a curated record. Gene Ontology annotation, cellular component: membrane. NCBI's taxonomy places the organism in Eukaryota, Metazoa, Arthropoda, Arachnida, Araneae, Uloboridae.